Amoebophrya sp. A120 is the source of this 5501-nucleotide messenger RNA. The record is from the annotation of a GenBank genome assembly. NCBI's taxonomy places the organism in Eukaryota, Dinophyceae, Syndiniales, Amoebophryaceae.
CGGAGCAACUGCAACAUGAUGGUGCAUACGCUUUUCAUGAAAGAAAGCAGAUAGUACCAACGAGCAAACGCAGACGAAAUAACACCAAUGAACACAGCCACACUCACCGCCUGAUAAAUUUAGAUUAUAUCCAUCAUGCGACUAUCUGCAAAAAUGCCAGAGCCGUUAGGUGCGCGUGAAACCGUGAUUAGAAACAAGAAAAAGGAUAGAUGUAGUUGUAUGUGAAGACCUUUUCCGCCGGGGCUCUGCUUUAGCAUUUCGAGUCAAUCUUCGCGCUUAUCUUUUGUUCGUCCGCGAAAUGUCGGCACGGCGAAUUUCCGCCCGCAUUGCAGUACCGCUUGGGGCGGCAGUUAAUGCGGAGGUGCUCUAUGUGGACCAAAUAGCAGUGAAUAAAACGGAAGGUAUAAAGAACUUCUGAAUGUUCUCACUAUGUCUAUGUGUACAAAAAGGAAAACAGAUACGAGAACAAGACUCCGUGACUUCAUGACUGUAAGGACGGUUGUAUAGGUCGUGGUCGUUAUGUUGCUCGCAUUAAAACAAUCAAGAGAUAAUUCAUGGCCAUUGGCAUUGAGAAAAAGGUCAUUCAAGAUGUCAUGCGUCAUCUACAUACACAUACUUUCUCUUUCUUCGGAUACGGAUUCUCAUCACGGCGACACAGACACUGACAAAAUUCAAAUUGUUCCCACUAAAAAAUUUGAUACAUACAGCCUGCGGUCGUCGUCUGGACCACUUGCAAGCCCCCGACUUGUUGUUUGUCUGCGACCUGGGCACAAAACCACGAGAUGGCGACUUCGGAGUAUCCCAAACUAAAGAGGACAACUGGGGUAAUUACUUAAGUAUGACUAUGAGCAUCUUUGUAUGAAUCGUAUAUCAUACAGACCGAAGGAGCCCGCCAAUCACAGGAAGGUUGACCGCGCCUCGAUUUCAGUUCCUGCUCUCGGUGGAGGUAGUGGUUCAUCACCAGGCUCUUAUCAUACCUAGGAUGCUCUGGUUCAAAAAAUCAAUCAGGAUAUCUCCACUACAAGCCCGGAGUGCCAUUUGUGCCUGCGAUGGCUGGUGUCAGCGGAACACACCGGUACACUGCCUGUUACGGAAAACAGACAGAAGAGUUGAAAGAUCUGCUCCGGCCCUGUGACGAAAAAUACCGUGCCUGUAACAGUUGUGCGCGGGCAGCACAAGUCUGCUACGAGCAAAGUCCGCACUAUAUGCAUUGCAAGGAUUCAUUUCAUCUGGGCCUGGAAGAUUGCAUGAUAGAUUUGUCAGACUUGUCUGACAUGGCUCCCUCUGAGCUCUGUGAUACAUAGGCACGCAAUAGAGAUCAUAUUCUGCCUGUCAUGCAAAUGCGCAGUUUGCCAUCGCAUUCCGCGUGCAGUAGACUAGACCACGAAUAGCAGCUCUGAAACUGUUCGAGGUCGCGCUUGGCUGCCGCAUACUGCAUUGCGCGCAUCAUUCACAUAUUUGAGUUUGACUUUCAUCAAUCCAGAAAAAAAGAAUUACAUCGCAAGUUUUGACUUUGAGACCCAGACAAUGACAACAUAUUUGCGAUGCAUACGAUAUGAGGUUCAACAAUUCUACUCCACCAGCUGCGAUCCGCAGACGAACAAAAUGAGGACUUCCAGUACUGAAUCUUUGAGCGCUUUCGCGCUUCCAAAAAUGAUUCCACAUCACAGAAGUAGUAAAUACUUUCACGGGGUCCGUGUCUUCCAGCCUUUUUUCCACCUGUCAACGUUGCUGCUUUAGUUUUGACUCGUCUUGUUGUUCUGCUACGAACGUAAUCGAUCCAAAAAAGAUACGCACAGGAAAACAAGCUUCGAUACGCCAGGCGCAGAUUCAGAUUAUUUCACUUCAGGUCUUUUCUCCGGUCGGCCAAAGAAGCAGGAAAGCGCUGCAUUGGUUACGUUCGUUCUGGACGAGCUGAACGCGCCCGGUUCACGCACCAAGAACAAGAAGAAGAGCGGGAACUACAACAAGUCCGGUAAAGAUGAAGCCGCACCAAAACCAAAAGUGAAACCCCCAACAAGCACGGAAAGCAAGAAUAGCGGUUCAUCGCCGCAACAGACGCACAAGAGCGAGGAUGAGUCCUGGUGGGACAGUAUGUUCGACGAAGUCGGAGGUUUAAACACGCUGGCGAAAAAAGAAACCAAGUCGGAAGUGCAGCGGGAGGUGCAGGUGGAGAAGGCGAAUACUGGCGACGCGAAAGAACCGGCAAGUAAGAUGACUAGUAAGCACCCGGACCAGGACGCCGGUAAAUCGUGGUGGUCGUCGUAUCUCGCAGAGCAGCGCGGCGAGAAGACCCUGAUCCCGGUGCCGGUUCCGAAAGGAAAAGCGAAGCCAAAAAAGACCGCCAAGAACCUCAAUGCCGCGGCCAUGAAAGCGCAUGGCGCUGGGAAAGAGCAGAAAGAAGGCUGGUUUUCCAGCAUCUUCGACGAAGAGGCAGAUAAAAGCAAAAAGCGGCCGGAGAUGUUGAAGAAGCCACCGGUGAACCACGCCGCAGCUGCACCACCGCCAAAGAAAGACGCAAAGAAGAUCGCGGCUCCGCAUGGGAAGCUGGAAGAUGACAAAAGCUGGUGGUCUGGCCUAAUGGCCGAAACGGAGCCUCAGCCCCUGAAGAUGAAAGCCGCGAAAGAUGAUGCGAAGCUCGGCCGCGUAUCCACAACUGCGGCGAAACCAGGGCCUGCGGAAACGAAAAAAGCUGCUGCUGAGAAAGAAAAUAGACCCUGGUGGUCCGGUAUCAUGGAUGAGGAAAAGUCGAAGCCGAAAUCAGCAAGCAAAGCCACCCCGGUGCCGCUUAAGAAAAAAGACUUGCUCUUGUCGGAGAACAAACCCUCGGGUCGUGGAAAGCAAGAGGCGGAGGCAUUGAAAGCUGCGAAGAAUGUCGCGAAGCAAGCGAAGAGCUGGUGGUCAGGCAUCAUGGAUGAACUCCCGGCAAAGCCGCACGCAGACGAGGACAAGAAAACUCCAGCAGGACCGGCCAUGAAAAUAAAGCCAAUCAAGAAGAAGCCCGAGGCUGGAAGAAAAGGUGCAGACAAGACCGGCGGAUCUAUCAAGAAGAAAAAUCCCCCCUCCCGAUAUCAAAACGGAAAUUUGUGAUGCAGAUUUGUGGUGACAAAUCACCUUUGUCAUGCUAGAAGGGAAAAGAUGCGGACUGUAGUUCUGGGUUGCGCGGGAACGCCUUGCAUCCUCAGCAUGACAGGCAGCUGGAGGUGGCAAACAGCAUCACAAAUUGCCUCCAAGCAAGGCCACAACUGCGCCUCUUUGCCUUCUAGCAAUACAAGUCGAUUUGUGUACUCAAAUACAGCGACGUCACCAAUUUCGUUUUUGAUAUGGGGAGGGGGGGGGAUUUUUCCUUUUCAUAGGAUCUUGGUGGUCUAGCCUGAUGGACGCGGAGAAGGCGCCCGCGGUACCGAAGCAGGACAUGCUUUAUCCAAGAAAAAAAGAUUGUAGGUAGAACGUCAACGUUCUUGGAGGAUUAGCAUGACAAAUAAUAUGACAGCAUAAACUAACUGUCAUGUGCAGAUAGUACCGUACGUGAAAACGCCCUUGAAUUAUGGGCCCCACAAUGCAGGCACAGGCACAGCAUGACAGAAUUUGCAUGUUGCGCGUAAUACAAAUAUGCACUAACAACGUUGUUCUCUUGGAUAUGCUUCUGACGAAAACCACUGCCGAUGCAGAGACGAAGGACCACAAGCCUGGUGUCGCGGCGAGCACUAUUAAGAAAGCGACCAGUGCUCCUGCUGGCGCCAAAGCGGAAGAGCAGAAGCCCUGGUGGUCGGGAAUUUUGGCGGAAGAGCCGGCCAAGCUGAAGAAAACCAAGCAAGCCGCACAAAAGCUAGCUGCAGGUCGUGUCGCAGAGAAGAAGGAGCCAGGCGUGUCGGAAGACCCGGAGGCCCCGGCGGUCGAGAAAAAGACUGAAAAAAGUUGGUGGUCGAGUGUUCUGGAGGAGGAGAAGAAAUCGAAGUCCAGUGUGCUGAAGAAACAACCGAAAGCGCCAGCGCCACUGCAGGAAAAAGCAAAAACCGCGGCAGCUGCCAGAAAAUCCGCAACUCCUACUGCUAGUACUAGCGCCGCUGGAAAAAAGGGAGGUGACGCACCAUGGUAUUCCGGUAUCUUCGCCGAAACCAGGGCUGCAGAAGCCACAAAGCCAGUUUUAUCACAACCAGUAGAAGAAGGGAAAAAACCGAAAGUGCACCCGCCAACAGCGGUUGCGAAUGGUAAAUCGACUAAGCCGGCUGGUUAUCAAAUGCAAAAAUGUCUGGGUCUGGAAACUUGUAAUGCUAAAAAUGAAUGAUAUACGCACUGCAGUACGCAGCUGCGCAUGACAAAUUUUUUGGCUGCCAUGUCUUACGUAUUCCGCAUGGCAAACUGCGUUUUUGCAUGACAGGUAAGAGACUUUUUCGUGUCUAUGCAACACAGAUUUCCGAGUCAUGCCAAACAAGCAUGACAAACCUGGCAAUCUUCCAGACCCAGACAUUUUUACAUUUGAUACUGGUGGUGCUGCAGCUGCCGAGAAAAAGCAUGAGACGACCGGCGCGUGGUAUUCCGGUAUCUUUGCCCAAGAACCAGAAAAAGCAGCAAACCCAACCGCGAAUAAACCAAAGCUGGUGAAAACGGAGGAAAAGAAAGCAGCCAGUACGAAGAAAAACAAAAAGGAUGACAAGGUGGAAGAAGUGCCGAAAAAGAAGGACAUAAGCAGCCCCUGGUCAUGGUCCGGAAUCUUUGCAGCCGCCGACCAAGCCGGCGCGGGUGCGGCUCCGACCAGCAAGACCAAGCAUGUCAAACCGGUGACUGCCUGGUGGUGGCCUGGCUUCUUGUCCUGAGUUUUAUUCUAUUCUGCAAAUGCAAAUGGUCGAUCUUCGAAUGUGGUGAAAAAAUUGCUCGGUAUAGAUACAACUCUUUCUUCCAAGACCAAGAUAAUUGAAGUACCUGUCUCUCGUACGUAGACACACACACAGACAAGAGUUGUAUACCGACUACGACCAUCAUGUCCAGAUAGAUACUUGCGCAGGGCUCACGUCUUCAGCAGUCUGAGAACUUAAAUAGAGCAAGAACAUCAUUUUCAGGAUCGUCAUGAUAACAAUUGCAAUUCCGGACAGCACGGUGUAUCUACUUGACCGUGCCGCAAAUCAACUAGUACAACAAGUAGUGCUCCUAGUACCAAAAAAUAGCGGAAGGAAAUUGAAGAGCUUCAUGAGUCAGGAACAGGAUAUUGAUGAAGUACUUUCCAAUAGCAAUACACGAGAAAAAAAAGAUCUCCCGUGACCUGUUGAAUGGCGGAAUGGGCUACUUCUUCACAGUUUUAGUUUUUGCAUAGUACGUACCAAAGACUAAAAAGAACGUGCAGCUGUACCUUUUUUAUUCGACAUGCUAAAUGCUUCUUUGGCAGAACAAGAAUCCAAUCAUCCCAAUUGAGUUAUGUAUUCUGCACCUCCUCAAGCUUGCAACUGUUCGCCACCUUUUGUAGAAAUUGGUCCUGCAUCUGCACGCGAACGCGGCAGUCGCCG